AAUGGGUUGGGAAAUAGCUCUACACGACGGCGCCGGCGACAUUCCAUAUUCACUUCCACCGGAACGCCACCUACCUCGUGAAGAAACCCUCCGUCACUGCCUACAAAUCGGUGUCAAAGCUCUCAAAUCCAACAUGACUCCAUUAGAUGUCGUUGAACUUAUUGUUCGUGAGUUAGAAAACAUUCCACACUUCAAUGCUGGAAGAGGUUCUGUUCUCACCAACAAAGGGACCAUUGAAAUGGAAGCUUAUAUUAUGGAUGGUAACACUAUGAAAUGUGGUGCUGUUUCUGGUCUUAGCACUGUCGUUAAUGCAGUUUCUUUGGCUCGAUUGGUUAUGGAUCAUACUCCUCAUACUUAUCUGGAAUUUGAUGGUGCUGAGGAAUUUGUGAGACAACAAGGGGUUGAGACUUUAGAUUCAAGCCAUUUCAUCACUCCAGAAAAUAUUGAAAGACUAAUUCAGGCAAAAGAUAAAAAUAGGGUCUAG
Molecule: messenger RNA, 484 nt
Organism: Lathyrus oleraceus (garden pea)
Lineage: Eukaryota; Viridiplantae; Streptophyta; Magnoliopsida; Fabales; Fabaceae
Product: isoaspartyl peptidase/L-asparaginase-like
Exons: 1
Coding region: 2-484 (160 amino acids)
Molecular function (GO): hydrolase activity
Source: RefSeq, a predicted model, not a curated record